Molecule: messenger RNA, 1927 nt
Organism: Magallana angulata
Lineage: Eukaryota; Metazoa; Mollusca; Bivalvia; Ostreida; Ostreidae
Product: GA-binding protein subunit beta-1-like
Exons: 13
Coding region: 228-1808 (526 amino acids)
Biological process (GO): positive regulation of transcription by RNA polymerase II
Cellular component (GO): nucleus
Molecular function (GO): protein binding; transcription cis-regulatory region binding
Source: RefSeq, a predicted model, not a curated record
GUGUCUUCCGUUUCAUGCACAUGUUACUUCCGUUCCCGCUAAUUUGUGUUUGGGUCGAUGUGCUUUUAAGAAAGUUGAGAAUCAGUAAUUAACACAGGAAAGCACCCAAAGAGCCAAAAUGCAGUUGUCAUAUUGUGAAUUCCAUACUAUACAGGAUCUAAUCUGUGCCUCUGAUGUCCAUCUUGAUCUGAUCACUUCUUGAUGUUGACACAGAGACUUGCUUGCCGAUGUCGGCGUCACUAACAGAGGAGGGUCUGGACCCCGGGUUAGUGAUAUCUACCGUAGAGGAACAGAUCAUCGAGGAUCAACAGGCUGCUAAGGAAAUCAUACUCUGUCCAGAAAUACAGUUUGUCCAACAGAAGUCUCAGCCUGCCAAAGAGAAGGACAUUGUUAUCUUCCCAAAGUCACGGCAGUACUACGCCAAGAUGUCAUUGGUUGAUCUGGGAAAGAGGCUCCUGGAGGCCGCCAAGAGGGGAGAGACGGAUGACGUCCGUACACUUAUGUCUAAUGGUGCUCCAUUCACAACAGACUGGUUAGGCACCUCCCCACUACAUUUUGCGGCCCAGUUUGGUCACCUAGAGACCGCCGAGGUUCUCCUAAGGGCGGGGAUCAGUAGGGACGCCCGGACAAAGGUUGACAGGACGCCCCUCCAUGUGGCCUCUCAGGAAGGUCACUCUGACAUUGUGGAUCUACUGGUCCAGCACGCGGCGGAUGUGGAUGCCAAAGACAUGCUUAAGAUGACCCCCUUACAUUGGGCCACAGAAAAGGGACACGCCCACGUUAUGGAGGCCCUGAUCAAGCAUGGAGCAGACACAACGUGUGAAAACAAGUUUGACAGAACUCCUUUAGAUAUUGCCAUUGGAAAUGGCCGAGCGGACCUCGUACAAAUAUUACAGCUAGCUCAGCACACACAUAUAGGCAGUAUGGGAGAUGAUGAGACUGUCACCAUAGAAACCACAGAGGUGGAUCCAGAAAAUAUUGAGGAGACGGUGACAGUGUCUUCAGACCUGGAUGGCAAACACGACAGUCAGGAUCAGACGAACUCCUCCGUGCUGGCUACCCUAGCAGCUCUGGCUGAAGCCACAGCCCCAAACACCAGCACACAGGUGACGACGGCGAACACUGAUGCGAUGUCGUGGUUGGAGAGUCAGGGAAUCACCAUGAUAACCACCACAGAGGGCGGAAUCAUCUCCUCAGCGAUGGAGAGCGGCCAAUCAAUAGCCCUCACUGAGGCUGGUAAGAUCGCGCUGACCAACAUCAUCAAACAGCAGGGUCUGUCUGCGGGGACACUGAUCUCCCAGGACGGGGUGCUAACUGAGGACGGGAUAGUGACCGAGGAUGACACCGUGGUCACCCAGGAGACGUCGAUCCUUGGGGCGGGGGAUGUGAUGGAGGGGGACGUAGAACAGGGACUGGUGGAAGAGGAUGAAGGACAGAAGGUCAUUACAAUUGUGGCAGCCACAGGACUUGACCAGGACCAGGAGGGGCUAGGAGAGGUCAUGACCUCUGAAGGCAUCGUAAUGGGGGCAGGGGACGCCUCUGAUGAACAGCUGGAUUCGACUGAUGAGCCCCCAAUGAAAAAGAUGAAGGCUGAAGCUAUAGAGGAAGAUACCAGUAUAUAUACUAAUCCCAUAGAGAAAGACAAUGAAGAGGAAGUGGACCUGGACAAGGAGAGUCUGCGUCGGCAGUUGGAGGAGAUGCAGCGACAGGCGGAAGAGUACAAGCUCCAGCUACAGCAGAAGGAGGAGGAGGCGGCCGCGUACAAAAAGAAGCUUGACGAGAGCAUCAUCACCACCGAGGAGACGUAGGGGUCGGGGAUCAAAGACAUCUGUGGGGGGCGUGACCUCGCAGGAAGGCUCUGACUCUUGUGUUUUGUGUGUGUUUAUGUCAAGCCGUUGCUUAGAUGUAAGAAGACUUUGGUAUGGAU